Molecule: messenger RNA, 7109 nt
Organism: Strongylocentrotus purpuratus (purple sea urchin)
Lineage: Eukaryota; Metazoa; Echinodermata; Echinoidea; Camarodonta; Strongylocentrotidae
Gene: ube2o
Product: (E3-independent) E2 ubiquitin-conjugating enzyme UBE2O
Exons: 19
Coding region: 30-4508 (1492 amino acids)
Source: RefSeq, a predicted model, not a curated record
GCGCAGAUCGUGAUUUUCUAUGCAUCAAAAUGGCGACGACCUUAUCGAAAGAAGAUGUUGUGAGGAGGAAACAUCGGGGCCAGAUACAACUUGGUCUUGUGACCUACAGUUACACGGGCGACAGCAGCUCUGAAGACGAGGACGAUGACGCCUCGGACAUCGUCAGGAAUGGCGAGGCUCGGAUUGCAUGGUACCCAAAAGGACGUGAAGAGGUCAUUGCAGAGGACAAGGUAACCCUUCAUGACCGAUGUCUACUACCAGGCGACAUUGUCAAGUACAAUGUCUCGACCCAGGCGCAGAAGGGACUCGUCAAGUCAAUCAAUGUUAUGUGCAAUCUACAAGUCCUCACCACCAAGCAGAUGAUCUAUAACAUUCCUAGUCAACAGCUAACCCCAAUUGUGCCAUUCCAAGUAGGGGACCAUGUCGUGAUGGAUGAUUGGGUAGGCAUUGUCAGGGAGAGCUACAACAAUGUGGUAGUGCGCUUCAAGAGUGACGCCAGAUGCUCCGUGUGUGAGGAUAGCGCUUGUCGGCUAGUGGACGUCCAUGACAUCAGUGAUGAGAAUUCUGUCUUUGGGGAAGAAGUGGGGUUCUUUCCAGGCCAGAUCCUCCAGGGUCCUGCAGCGGUCUUCAAAGGAGCCAAAUGGCUGGGAGGACCACGUCCAAUCCUCGGCAGCAAGACUAGGUUCAGGGUCACUGUUGAUGAGGUGAAGAACACCGGUCUGGAUAUUCAGUGGUGCUCAAGAGCAGUAACCAAGAACACUGAUGACCUCAAGCCACCACCUAUGUGCAUUAAAGGCAAGAAUCUAGAGAGAACAAAGCUGCUGAACUUCAGUGCCCAUGCAAGUGUCCAGAUAGGAGACAAGUGUAUGUACAAAGUCAAGGAAGAGGAUCUAGGUUACCCGGAACCUGUUACCAAGGGUUCUUUCCUGUGCUUCAGAAAACCUGGCCAGAACAGUGUUGCAGAGGGUUCUAUGAAAUCUGUCACAGAAAACAUGAAGUGUGAGGGGAAAGAUAAUAUACAGUCUGUCAUAAUUCAAGCCAUGAAGGGGUUAGGUCUCGAUUUCAAGAAUUUGGCAGUUAAGGAUGAUCCUGUGGAAGAUGCAGUUCUGCAGGAACCAAUGAAAGAGCAGAUGGCUGAUGGAGAGUCAGGAGUGGGAUGUGGAGGAGGUAGUGAACAAUCAGUGCAAUCUGGUGGGCCAGGACAGGCAACAGUCACUAGCCCCAACUCUGCAACAGAGGACACACUUUCUUGUCCGGAGAAUGAACAUGGUGAAGCUAGCAAAUUGACUAGACCGGAAACAUCAGAUAAUGCUGGCUACCAUGAAUCGGUCUUGAAACUUCUUGAUUCGUAUGACCAAAUUUUGUCACAAGUAGGAGAGGCAAAAACUGAGGAUCAUGCAAACGAUGUGGAUGAGUCCUCUUUACUUCAGAAAGAAAACAUUGUUAGGCAGGCUAAAAGAAACCUUCGCAAUCUUCCCCAUCUUCCCAGUCCCUCAGACAUAGCAAGGGUUUCUCUGAACCCUGGCUUCUGUCUUAUGAAUAGUAGCACAGGAAGCAGAGAAGCGUCUGAGACUCAACUAGAGUGCUCAAAUAAGAAGAAAGACGGUCGACUAGGCUCGCUGUUCAGUAACUUUGAGAGGCUACACAAUGAAAUUGAAACUUUACAGGAAUCCUUAGGCGGUCUUGCGUCGGGAAGCUUGUCGAGCGCAUCUUACAACAAGAUGUUUGAGGACACUCAGAAAGACAUGCAGGGUCAGAUCCAAUUACUCAGAGAAGUUACUCAAAGCAAUCUAUCUUCUGGUAAGAAAACUAGUAAACAAAAUGUGCAUGCAGCUGCAGAAAGGAUUCCAAAUGAACAACCAGAAGCGGAGAGUAAGGAGAAGAAAGGUGAAGGGGUACUAGAUGUCGCUUCUUCGGGAGAAGAAAUGGAAUGGGAGGAGGAGGAGGAGGAAGAAGAAGAGGAGGAGAUUGAAGAGGGUGAUGAAGAACAAGACUCUGAUGAUCGGGGAGAAGUAGGAGAGGGGGAAGACAAAUCAUUGAAAGCUAAUUCCAAGACUCUUUCCCAGAAGACUAUUGCUAAGAAAACCAAGCGACAGAAGCAGACCGGCGCACAAUCAAAGAAGCGGAAAGCACAAACAGUUAAAGCGGAUCCGAUCCAGCCUGGGCAGUGGAUUUGUGUGGAGGUCACCCAUACAUCCACCGUGGUAGAUGUAUUAUGGCAGGAUGGUUCAUAUGAGACAGGUAUCAUCUCUACUGAUGUUGUGCCUUGCAGACAGCUGGAUGAGCUGGAGUUUUUCCCAGGAGACGUUGUCAGCUUCGGCAAAGAUGCUACUGAAGAGGGCUAUGGUGUUAUCACCAAGGCAGACAACAAGGAAAGGACUUGUGGUGUCAGCUGGAUAACAAGAAAUCCGGAAAACCCUUCUCAGCCCCUCACGAGUACCGAGGAGCACAGCGUGUAUGAGCUCUCCCCACAUCAGGACUUUGUGUUCAGUACAGACGAUGUAGUCGUCAGGAUCGCCCACAACUCUAAAGAAGAAGAAGAGUCUGCACAAGACCUGCCUCCUGCAGGCCAGGUGCAGGUAGUGAAUGGCGAUGGCUCCAUCACGAUCAGAUGGGUCGAUGACACCCUGUCCAAGGUCUUCCCUCAUCAGCUCUACAGAAUUGAAGAAGACUGUGAGUUUGACUCUGAGCUGUCCAUUACUGAUUACCUGGAAGCAGCAAAGGAGAUGAUUGAAGAAGGAGGAGGAGGAGGAGACAGUAGUCAUGACAACACCUCUUCUGACAGCAGCUGGGAGACUGCUAGUGGCAAGUCGGGAGAUGAAGGCCAUGAAGAGGAUGAAGAGGACGAAUGCGAGGAUGAAAUGUCCCAUGUUCCUGAUGACUCGGUAACCAUCAGCAAGACGGAGCCCCCGGAUACGGAGGCCCAGAGAACGGGAGAGGUAGAGACGGCAGAUAAGACGGAGGAACCAAUGUCUACCAACAGUGACUGCUCAGUACUGCAGCAAUCAAGCGCAGACAUCGCAGAGGGUAAAGAACACGAGGCUGUGGCCAAAGAAGAAAUGAGUGACAUCCAGGCUGAAGGACGGAUAACAAAUAUCAAAAGUGAGAAAGGAGAGGCGAUGAUGAAGCUUCAAAUCACUCCGGCGGCAGUAGAAGAAGAGGUGCCAGUCAACCAGGACAAAGAUCUGAGCUGGGCUGAAGAUGGACUUCAGAGUCCUAAUGCUGCUAGCAGAUUCAUAGUGGUAUCCUCCUUACCAGAAUGUCACUACUUCAGCAGCGCCCAGGAACCAACCAACCAAAAACAGUUCCUACAGACUUGGAAAAAAGAGGUUCGUCUGCUCCAGACUGCUCUCCCUCAAGGGAUCUUGGUGAAAGCCUUUGAGGACAGAAUGGACAUGUUCUCCGUCAUGAUCGAGGGCCCUGUCAACACCCCUUACGAGGAUGGGGUUUUCUUCUUUGACAUUCGGUUGCUAGGCGACUACCCAAAGACCCCGCCCAAGGUCCACUACCUGUCCUUCUGCAGCGGUCGUCUCAACCCCAAUCUCUACAGUGACGGCAAGGUGUGCCUCAGUCUGCUUGGAACAUGGUCAGGAAAGGGUAACGAGAUGUGGACAUCAUCGUCUAACCUUCUUCAGCUGUUAGUCUCUGUCCAAGGCUUGAUUCUUGUUAACGAACCAUACUACAAUGAGGCUGGCUAUGACAAACACCGUGGAACCACGGAGAGUAUGGAAAACUGUCGCAUGUACAACGAGAUGGCCCUGGUUAAACUUGUGCAGUCCAUGAGCAAGAUGGUGUCGUCUCCGCCAUUCUUGUUCAAGGAAGAAGCGCUCUUAUUUUGCAAGAAACAUUGUGUCAGGUUAAUAAGACGGCUUGAAUCUUGGCUUGAUCUUGCAUUAAGGUCGGAAGACAUCCCCAAAGCCAUGAGCCAACCUGCAGCAGGGACUUGUCCAGGACCAUCAUGUCAGCAAGACCAAGUGAUGCAGCCCGAUGAAGAAGCUACGAUAAAGACAGGCUCUACAGAAGAUGGAGCAUCAAGUAGUCUAAAAGAAUCUGUUUGUGAAGGUCCGAAAACAACAAUACCACCACCAUCUUCAUCCUCCUCCUCAUCCUCCUCCUCCUCCUCCUCCUCAUCAUCAUCAAACACUUCAAAGCCUGAUGCUAUGUCACAUCUCCCGUCUGACCCUGCAACAGAGACGACGUCAGUCUCCCAAACAGAUUCCAAAACCAUUUCUCCACCCUCCACCACCAUUACCACACCUUCCUCGUCACUAGAAGCCACACAACAAUGUACUUCUUUAGUCCCUACAUCACCAUCCAAGCCAGAACGCACCACUCUUGAGUCGGGCUGGAGCCAGAUAUUCCCCGGAGCCGGAGCUUCCUUACCGGAUGAUGGCAGUAGCUCCAUGCCUCCAUACUCCCUCUUCCCCUUAUCUAAAGGCUUCAUCAUCAGCCUACAGCACACCCUGAGCGAGUUCAAAUCCCAGUUGAAACAAGCCGGUAUCAGUUAACCCUCGAUCAAACUUGAUCGAUGGUGUUUCAAGGUGAAGGUUGUUCUCUCUAGCAAUGUCACAAACCAGCUGUUAGAUCGUGCAAUUUCAAGUGGCGUCAAGAGAUGCAGUACUGCCAUGGCUUGUAUUUUGACUGUUGGUUCUUGCGCCUAUCGGUGUGGCAAAGCUACCGUAAUCAAGCUAAAUCGAGCUUAAAAACAACAGCAAAUGAAUAUGUGUGUGAAGAAAAACUGAUUAUGUAUACAUUAGCUACCUAAUAUAUAUUGCAAGAGAUAAGGAAGAAAAUGAUUAAAAUUGAAAGAAAUAACCACCAAAAAAAAGAAGAAAAUCUGUGAUAAAUUUCAUGCACUGGGGUUUAAUAAUUGGGUAAAGUGCACUGCUUCAUGCUGAAGUCACAAUCGUGAAAAAAAAAGAUCCGCCCCUGAUAUUGCCUACUGUAUCCACUUUCUUACGUAAUUAGAUUGCCAUCAUUUUAUAACCUGUUAUUUAGUCAUGCAAGAAACGUAAAUGCUAUUAUACACCAUUUAAUGAAGGUUUAUACUGUAGCUCUAAUACUUCUGAAAUAUUUCAUCUACCCUUUUUCCAUCAUUUCAUCACUUUCAAUUCUAUUUGAGGAAAUACCUUCAUGGUUUCAAGAUUUUUUUCUCUCCAUCUUUGUGAUGCUCAAUUUUGCUUAUCUUUGUGUUCAUGGAUAUUUAGUCCAAAUGUCAGUUUAAAUUGCACACUGAUAAUUUUCUUAUCAUCUUUCAUAUGCAUCACAGGCACCAUCAUCAUCAUCAUCAUCAUCAUCAUCAUCAUCAUCAUCAUCAUCAACAGCAACACUAUCACACCAUCGUCAUAAAUUAACACUGUAAUUGUUGUCGUUAUCACCAUCACUAUCAUCAUUAAUAUCAUCUUCACCUUCAACACCUUCAUCAUCAUCACUUUGUUCUACAUUUAAUUAUGCCAUUAUAGAUUGAUGCAGUACUAAAUUAAACAUAGAAACAAGAAUUAUGACUUCAUUUAUUUCAUUUAAUGGAAAUAAUAUUUGUUGUGUUUGUAUGUGGGGAGUACGUUGCACUUAAAGUACCUUAUUUCCCUUUGUGUUUGUUUGUUCAUUAAUAGCAUUUGUAGCAUAAGUUUUCUUGUAAUUCAAGCUUCCCUAUUACAACUCCAUUUGGUGGAGGUUAGUGGCCCUUUGUGUAAUAAUUUUCUUCCUUCUUACUCUCAGUUUUAGGUCAAAGAAAUCAGUUUGACAAUGAAUAUUUUGUUUGAUACCUGAAUUUGACCAAUCUGUGAGGGUUAUAAUUCUAGUGUACUAUGCUAACUUAAAUCAUUGCUUGUUAUUAUUGUAAUCACAAUUUCAAAUAAACCACUGUGUUACAUUUAUUGUUUCAAAGAAACCUGGCUUACGCAUAUUAAGGCAGGGGGAAAGUAGUGUGGGAAUUCUCUCGGGUUGUUCACUAAAUGCAGUUUAUUGUUGAUUUAUACAAGCAAUUUGGUUUACAGUAUGAAUUAGAUGAUGUCAAAAGUCACUGGAAACAGCCACAUGGAAAGAAAGUCUUAAUUGUAAUUGGCUAAAGGUGACAAAAAUAUUCAGGAAAAAGUUUUGAUAUUAUUUGGUUUGAGAUUGUCAUGUUAAAUGGCACAUGUAUCAUCGUCUGCAAAUGCUUACUAACACCCUUGUUUAAGAACAGGAUUGAAUUCUGCUCAAAUAGCUUCUGUAUUCACUAACCCUUGACUUAUUUACUUAUUUUCAGGGUCGAAAGAUCCGAAAAUGUGCCCAUUUAUGAAUUUUGCAUGUAGUUAUCAAAUUGUUUUUUGUUUUUCUCCUGUAUAUUUGUGAAAAAAAGAUAUAGUUUAUAUAUUAUCAAUAAUUAAAUAUUUAUCUGCACUUUCGAGGCUUGCCAUGACGAACUGAUAUCUAAGAUAUAAAUGUGAUUUCUAUGAGAAAAAAGAUUGUAAGCGUCUAAGAAUAGCAGAGCUAUGUUAGAAUGAUAGAGUCCACCAUUCUGCAGAUAUAGAUGAAAUGAGCAGUGAAAAUUCAAGUUAAGUAACAGUGUUUAAAUAUACUACUGAUAAAAGGUUCUGACUUUAUAGUUAGAUUUACACAUGAAUUGCAAUUUGACAAAAUAUCGCAGCACAACUGAAUGAAUAUGUUUAAGAAUACCUCCUCUAGCGCAACAGGCUUUCGCCUUUGAAUUUACAAUACUUGUCACAUAAAUGGUCAAUGUUCUGAUCGAGGGGCUGGUUUUUAUCGAUCAAAAUUUUUUUUGCCCCUCCACAUUUAUGAUAAUCACAUACCUUUUUUUGUCUUUUCAAGUGUGGUAUAUAUUCAGGAAGUAUUUCAGUCAGCACUAUUAAAGUAAACAUCAGUAUAGUGUAGUAGGAAAUGCAGGUCGCUAUACUUAAACUUGCUGUUCUAUGAGCUAAUAAAAACUAAUGAAUUUAUAUCAGAAAAUUUAAUAUUAAUAAUUAAAAGUUGACUACUUCAAAUGACUGGAUUCACUUUUGAUGACUACAUUACAAAUUUAAGAUGUUUUAUGAUGUAUUGUUGCUCAUAUGGAGAUAUAUCUAAGUUAAUAUCUAUGAAGAAAUUAAAAGCAUCAUAAUUAUCAAUUA